Messenger RNA from Pocillopora meandrina, 3513 nucleotides. The record is from the annotation of a GenBank genome assembly. NCBI's taxonomy places the organism in Eukaryota, Metazoa, Cnidaria, Anthozoa, Scleractinia, Pocilloporidae.
CGGAUAUUAUCGAGCUCUCGCCGUCGCUAGUUACCGAGGAAUGAGUCGAGUGGGUCACAGAAUUUUACAGAUAUCACGAUAUCAAAUCCAUCUGUUUCUAUAAUCAGACUUCAGCAAGGUACUAACACAUAAUUCAAUUCUUUUGGUUAUAAAGUGUGCCUUUAAUAGCAUAGUUUGUAUCAUUAAGUGGUUAAUGGUCCGUGUUUGUGUAACUACGUAUGCCGUUGUGUGAUUUUAGUACGUGGUUCAUGUGGUUCGUGAAUGAAGGCAAAUACUUAGAGUUCCAUCAUACGUUUGAAGAUUGAAAUAACACGCAUAGAGCAGACACGAAUUGAAAGGUACAACCAAGUUCAGAUAUAGACCGUUUGAACUAGAAAAGGAAUAAACUGCGUUAUCCUUAAUGAGCACUCGAUCGCCAUAAAACAGCCAAAACAUUUGGUCGUUAAGCGUAAAAAUUGCCAGAUUUUAACCGAUAGUCGUGGAAAAAAAUUUCUGGUGAAUGGCCAAAAUUUUAAACAUGCAGUGUGAUGCACGCAUGGCGACUCGCUCCAUAAACGGGUUCCUUUCGUAUGUAAGAUAUCUCCUGUGCACAAACUUUUCCUUUUGAAGGUUAAGAGAAGCCUUUGAAAGACUAUUUAGCUCAUGAUUCGUAUUGAAAUCGGGACUAACUCCGACGAAUCCGGCCGAUGAAGACGUAAGAUCCAAGCCGUCUGUGAUCAUAAACUAAUCUUAUUAUUUCCAUGAGAGAAUUAAACAUACAAUCGGCCCAUUACGUUAUAGUAAAAACACUGAGGGAUCGAAUAUCUAUUUCUACAAUUGGUUCAUAUGAAGAAACAUUCCAAGGAUUAGCUCGGUAUGUUACGUCACGCCUGUAAAUGUACAUUCAAGCGAGUACAGGUAGCGCACUCGCAAUUAUUUUGAAAACUUUUCUUAUGCAGGGAUGGGUUUCUGUGUGAAGAUGCAAAUUACGAAUAUUGUUGUCCGAAAACAUUUGAAACCUUGAAAAGCGGAAGAUUAUAUUCCCUUAAUCCGAAGAUUUAAUACGAAACAGAUGACCUGAAAGCAGGCAAUUAUGUCCAUAGAUGCAACGGUUACACCAAAACAAUAAAACUGCAAUUUCAAGACAGCCGCGCUUGCAAGACGUAGCUUGCUUUUAGCGGCAACAUAAUUAAUUCUCAUCUCUGUUAAACAGGUUCAAGUGACAAAACUAAUGCUUGUUAAAAUGGAAACUUUCGAAGUCGCAACCACUUUAAUCAUCAAUCUGUGCAUGAUUGUCUUUGUUGAACUGUGUUGCCCGUGACAAAAACUUGCUGUCCCCUGAAAGGAACGUGCCAUCCAGAAUGAAGAAUGCCCCUGUCUCAGGGGCAUGAAUGAACCAUUCCUUAAAUGGGACGUCAUCAUCCUAAUCAUUGCCUUUACCACUAUACUCGCAAGAAUUAUAUUUUUGAUCAGUUCUUCUUGUCAAUUGUCUCCAAACUAUGGCAUGGAUGAUUUUGAAAAAAAAGGAUUCUGACUCCCGCACAGGUCUUAAAGAAGUCGUGAUUUCGCUAGUUACUUACAUCUUGAUGUGUUUACGACAUUUAUCAGAUCUUGUAACAGCAAUUUCUUGGUGAAUAGUUCCAGAUUUGCUUUCACUGUAUUCCAGUUGAUAAUCAGUAUCAAACACUUUUAAUGCUGAUGGUAAUUCUGACUGCAUUAAAUAUGCCUGUCUGGCUAAUUGUAACAAACUUGAAAAAAGCUGAUGUCCAAUAUUCAUUACUUGUAUAAGAUCAUUUGCAGAGCUGAUCCCUUGUGUGUUAUUGUAAAUCAAAGAACACAAACUCAUUUCAACACAUCGUUGUCCAGCAUUCUGCCCCAAAACUAAAUCGUUACUUUGACUAUAUGGAGCUACUAUUGUUUUGUUAGGGUCAACAUAUGUUGGAGGGCCAGGUUUUUUUCUUCUUUUUUUAUUUUUCUCUACUUAAUUUAUUGUUGCAAUAAUUUGCUACAUGCAUGGAGCCUCAUUCUUGCAAGAACACAUCAGUUUGUUAUAAGAAAACAAUGUUAAAUAUCGACUGACAUGCUCUUAAAGGGAUCUCUCAUAAAGUUCGCGGACCGACCCGUUCCGAAAACGCUCGACAUCUUUUAGUGUGGGUCUACCGCGAACGAUGAGUGCAUAUUUUGUAUGUGUUUUGAGCGUACUAUACACAGUCUCCGUGCUGAUUUUGAACCACGAAAGCUUCUCUUCGUCCGCCAUUACACCAUGCCAUGUGCUCAUUAGUCAAAGCGUCGCGCAUGCGUCAGAGUCAAAAGGUUGCGCAUGCGUGAUGAGGACUUGACUGCGAUUUGCGACCGAACGAAAAAAAAAAAAAAGGAAGCCGGAAUUUUAACUCGGGCGUUUCCUUUGGAAAGCCCGAGUAAAAAUUAUGCUUUCCUAGGAAUAUUAGAGCGUCAAAUUGUCUUUCAGGCUGGCAACCGUUUAGUACAGCUUGGAGCAAAUCGAAGUUUGCUGGUAUAAAAUACGCUCCGUAAGAUUCUACUUACAGGUAUUUGGAUUUUCUAUUUAAAGUUAAACAUGAUGCUUUUGACUCGUGCUGGCUGCCAAUGAGGAGAUUAAUUAUUAACCAAUUAUCACUCUCUAGAUCUUUGAAAAAUUAUCCUUGAGCUCUCCUGAUUAAGUCUAGUUAAUCAAGUUCGCCUUCUUAAUCAGUACUAUUCAAAUGAGAAUUUCAUGGUUUUUUUUAGUUGAGUUAACCUCUCUACCUUCGAUUUCACGUUUAGUAAUAUCAAAAUUUGGACUGCACAGAUUUAAGUCCAACUCCAAAAAGUUUUAAAGGUGGAUGUAUGCACAAUCCAAAUCUGCGACCCCUCGAAAUGUGUCCUUAGUUUGAACAAUGUUUCCAUCAUUUUCCAUCUCCUUUGGGAAGUGCUUGAACUUAACCCUUCUUUACAUAGCUCACGACACUCUGUCUCUCUUGACCCUCUAUCUUAGGCAACUGAGUAGGAAUCCUUUUUUUGUCUUAAGGUGAUCAUCCAACCAUAAAAAAAUCUUUUAAAUGUCGUACAGUUUUAAAUUGUGUUUCAUUUUCGAUUCAUAUCCGCAGGCUUUGUGAAAUGUCUAUAUUUAAAGGCACAAAGAAGGGUAAAGGUGGAAGUUUGACCGAGAAACUGGUCUUCUACACAGGAUCAGAAUAUGAUUACUGUAGUCAUGACUCCCUCAGAGAGAAAAUGAGCGAACAUAAAGGGAUUGACCACUCCGAGAAACUACAAAAAAUGUGGCUUUUUAAAAGACCUUUGAGUGAAUGGCAACGUACCCAGCUUGUUUGGAACCAUCAGUUUGUCGUGGUAGAUUCACCUGGUUGGUAUUGGUCCCUUGAGAGAGAAGGGGAAACGCUUCUCCUUCAAAGGAACGUAAAGUAUACCGUCGUUAAAGAUUAUGAAGAAGGAUGCCCCAGAUACGCUCCAGUAGUCGAAAUAAAACAUGGUUAUUGCAAAGGAACAAUGAAAGAUUUGAUUGAGUUUCUUUAUCGCAAG